Molecule: messenger RNA, 697 nt
Organism: Strongylocentrotus purpuratus (purple sea urchin)
Lineage: Eukaryota; Metazoa; Echinodermata; Echinoidea; Camarodonta; Strongylocentrotidae
Product: NADH dehydrogenase [ubiquinone] 1 beta subcomplex subunit 11, mitochondrial-like
Exons: 3
Coding region: 18-527 (169 amino acids)
Source: RefSeq, a predicted model, not a curated record
AAAACAUUCGUCUCAAAAUGGCGUCUCUGAGCAGAGUGUGGAGAAUUGGAAGUAAAGUUUUAACGGGAAGUUCAUCCCUUGUCCGUCCAAAUUUGAGGUCAAUUCCUUGCCGAGUUUACAGUUCUACUACGAAAAAAGUUGAACAGUCAGAAUUUGUAAUCGGAAAACAGACAGAAAUCGACCCUGCGAGGGUAGAAGAGAUCAUCAAAGAAGGCACCCGUCUCGAAUCGGACUCCGAUGCAUCAGAUCCCACAUACGUAACACAUGGAUUUCAUGAUGACCCCUACUGGGACACGUAUGCGUACAGAGUGAUCUUUUUUACAACCAUCUCCAUCGUCAUGGUAUUUGGUCCUGCUUUUGUGCACUACUUACCCGAUCCGACUGGAAGGGAAUGGGCGAGAAAAGAAGCACUGGUUGUCUUGGACGAGAGGAGAGCAGCAGGAGCACUGGUCAUCGACCCCAACUUCAUUGACCCCAGCAAACUGGUUCUACCCGAGGAGGACCCAGAGCCUCUCCGUACAGCAUAGAUUAAUCAUAGAGUGUGUUUAUUUGUGAAUUGUAGCAUUGGUGAUGUGGUGGAGAGGAGGGAGGGUUAGGGGUGUCCUUAACUGCUGCAUGUAUGAUACAAAGAAAUCCAGUGUUCGAGUUAUACCUGUGUAAUGGCCACUCAAAGUAAUCACGAUAGUGGUCUCGUAGA